Messenger RNA from Prorocentrum cordatum, 722 nucleotides. The record is from the annotation of a GenBank genome assembly. Lineage: Eukaryota; Dinophyceae; Prorocentrales; Prorocentraceae.
CGCCGACGUGGCGCGCAUGGCGGAGGGGGCGGACUGGCGGCUCCCGCUGUGCCGGCAGCGGUGGCUGCGGCGCGUGGAAAAGCACGCGCACGUGACCUGGGCGUUUGGCCCCUCAGGGGAGUUCGGCGCCAACUUCCCGCCUAAGAUGCGCCGGUUCUUGACGAGCAGGUCCAAGGCGGACGCCCCGCCUGCCGCCCCGGAGCCGCCCGCCAGCGCGCGCGGCGGGCCCGCAGCGGCGGCGGCUGGCAGUGACCGCUGGGCGGUCGACGGGCUCUUCCCGCCGGUCGCGGCGCUGAGGGUCCGCUCGUGCCAGCACCGGGUGCUCUUCAUCCUGUGCACGCACAAGUCGGGGUGGCUGCUCCCGCACGCGAGGGGGCUGAUCAAGGACAUCGUGCGGCUUGGCGACGUCCAGGAGCGGGACGAGGACACAGAGAUCCAGGCGGCGCUGGAGCUCCCCGGCGGCAUCCAGUUCACGCGCAAGGCCUUCACGGUUGCCAGGGUCGUCGGGGGGCCUUUCGACGGGCUGCAGUGCGUUGGAGUGCACUCCGACCGCGAGACGCGGCUCCGAGCGGUUCGCCUCGGCCUCGCCGCGGCGGCGCGGGUGCUCGCCCCGGCCCCCGGCGGCCGCACGGAGGACCCCACCCGCGACGGCGAGUUCGCCGCGCUGGUGCGGCGCGCCGGGCGGCUGCUGAGCCAGCCGGGCGGCGCGCCCGGGGGGGAGG